GGGAGCUUCAAUACUUGUACUAUGUAAUGGUGAGGAGAGUCUAAUGAGAAUUGAGAGGGCUUGGACAUUAGCCUAAAAAGUCCCGUGGUUUUCUCCCUUUCGGGUUUCCACGUAAAAACUGAGCUUGUUCAUACACAUUUAUACAUAUAUUUACUAUAUCGUGUUGGAUUAAACUCAACACUGGCGCCGUCUGUGGGAAUCUUGUUCAAAAAGAUUCAUGUUGUUCUUCACUGCGAAGAAGAUUUUGAUACUGGAAAGCUACUAAUCCGAGCGAAGGAAGAAGGAAAGAAGCUGUGGAAUCUGGAGUUCAGAUCUGGAUUCUUCCAUAUCUGGGUUGGAGUUGCCGGAGCCGCCAUCACCGUCUCCGCCGCCGUGGAACCUCCGCAAAAGAAGGAUAAACAAGGCCAGUAGUGUGGCCGCCGUUUCAGAGGACUACCGCCUUACAAAGCUCAGCUCCUCAGUCUGAACCGCGACACCGCCGAAUGCCGUCUGCCGUUAGCUUCCCCCUCCUCGUCUGAACGCCUGAGCAGUGGGCCCUGCCAUCUCGCCAGACCAUGGCUUGUCCUUCGGUCGAAGCUCGGCCUCGAGCUGAAGCUUCCGCCAUUCAUGGUUUCUUGCCUAAAUCUGGACAGCAGCGCGGGAUGAGGACGUGGGAUGGCUGAACCGUGAAAGGCCCGAGCAAGGCCGAGAGGUUUAUGGAGUAUUUUGACUGAGUCAAAAUUGCAACUAUGGCUGGGACAGCUCGUAGGCUGGCAGAAAUUGAGUGGUUCGGAGGAGGUGGCGUAGAGCCGAUAGAGAGGUACAGCCUAGGAGCCAUCUACGAAUGGCCAAGUUGGGGGUUAUGGUGGGCCAAGCCAGAGUGUUACUCAGUCAAGCUUUUUUCAACAUGCUCAAUUCCACCAGGAUGCAAAAGCUAAGUAACACUUGGCCUUUCUCAUUUAUUAUUCCGUAGUUAAACUGUUAAAGCUUAAAAGUGUUAAAAUAUUAGUAAUGCUAGUAUUUUUGUCACCUUUAUUUAAUAGGGGAUCAAAAUCUCCCAAAAUUAAAUAAUGCCGAGCGAUGCUCUAGUGAUAAUCAGUUUUCACCGUCAUUUUAAUUAAUGAUUGGUUGUUGUGGGCCCGUCGGCCCGCUCCUGAUCGGCUUUAAUUAGCGAGCGGAGAAUACUUGAAUGGCCUUGAUAGGGAAAUAUCAUUGCUAUUGCCGGUUACAUCACUAUUAUUUAUUAGGGAUAAAUGUCCCGAUUUAAAUAAUGUGGAGCGAAGCUCUGGUGAUGGUUGGUUCAGCCAACAUUUUAUUGAAUAUUUAAUUUCUUGUGGGCCCGUUAGCCCACUCUCGAUCAGCUUGAUUAAGCGAUCCGAGCGUCUCCAGUAGGGCGAUGCCCCGACGACGCAUAUUAAUUUGAGGGUUGCACGUUAGUCCGCAUGGCACUACGUGCCCGAUCGACGAUCAUACCCCAAUGUAAUCCGCGCCGCUAGGCGCGAAGUGACUGUUGCCAAACGUGGCCUAUGGGGCCCAAGGGCACCAAAGCACUCAACCUCGUUUUUCCGAGGGCAGUGCGACUAACUUGGGUCUGAGUUGAAAACUCACUGACCGGUGAAUAUCUCUAUGUGACGUUCGGCGGGCUGCUAAUUGGCCCCGCCGCGAGUUGCUACGUCCAUUAACCCCGCACGAUGAGCCGGGCCGAGGGUCACGAUAACCCAUAGGCCGGUAAUCGUAGGUGUUAGAGAGAAAGCCACGCAGAUGGCUAUGUAUAUAUACUGUCGGGCCGUGCGGCCCGUUAUCAUGCUUAUUGCGCAGCUGAAGCUGCUCGACGCGCUCGAGCGAAAUGAUUAAAAGAUGCUCGGCCCGAGUCUUGAAGACGUUCAGGGCCAGCUAAAGAGGAGACCAUCACGGCUGAGAGCCGAGAGACGAGCAUCUCCACCUCAGAGACCGAUGGCGUAGGAAGAACACCUAGAGGCCGAGGGUCUAGAGGGAACUGCCACGACGAAGAACCGUGAGAUGAUCAUCCAUCAUUCAGAGGCCGAAGGCCUAGAGGAGACCAUCGCGGCCGAGGGCCAACUGACACAAUCAUAUCACGACCGGCCUCUCGGCACGGCGUGAUUAUCAUCUUCAGAAGACCGGUAUCAUCCCCGCGCUGCGCGGAUGAGAGCCAUUGCAUGGGUACACUUGAUCGGCCUCUCAUUGCCGACAUCAUUAUAUCACUACCAGCCUUUCGGCACGGCGUGUUUAUCUUUUGAAGACCGGCCUCGUCCCCGCGCUGCGCGGAUGAGGACCGUUGCUUGAUUUUAGGUCGGCCUCUCAUUGCCGACAUCAUUAUAUCACGACCGGCCUCUCGGCACGACGUGUUUAUCUUUUGAAGACCGGCCUCGUCCCCGCGCUGCGCGGAUGAGGACCGUUGCUUGAUUUUAGGUCGGCCUCUCAUUGCCGACAUCAUUAUACCACGACCGGCCCCUCGGCUCGGCGUGCUUAUCUUUUGAAGACCGGCCUCGUCCCCGCCACCUCGCGGAUGAGGACCGUUGUUUGAUUCUUUCAGGUUGGCCUCUCACUGCCGACACUAUCAUGUUAUGUUCGGCCUCUCGACACGACAUAUUUAUCUUUUGAAGACCGGUUUCAUCCCCGCGUUGCGUUGGAUGAGAGCCGUUGCUCGGAUAUAUCGGCCUGACCGGACACUAUUGCCAUCUCCAUUAUCAGGACCGACUGCUCAGCGACAUUGUGAUCAUUGUAUAUCGGCUCCCAAUGCCGACCCUCUUGAGUUAGCGAUCGGGCUCACCCCUCCCUUCAGGAGGGUGACCAUCGCCUUCGCAUGACGACCAGCUAUUCUAUCGCCUCGUCGUUAUAUUUGUUCGCCAUGCCACCACCAUUAUGUGUGACAUCCCGUGAUCCCUGCGAGUUUCUUGGAUACCGAAUGUCUUCUUCGAUGUAGGAAGAUCGGUAGGACCACGGACCAGGGACGGACAAAGAAGAGCUAGGGAAUCUCGAUGUAGAUAAACCUGUUCCUCCUUGCGAGUUUCGCGGAUACCGAACGUCUCUUCGAAGCAAGAGCGCCGGUAGGACCAAGAACCAAGGACGAACGAAGAAUAUAGAUUGCCUCCCUCAAAAAAAAAAAAAAAAAAAAAAAAAAAAGAUGGGGAGAAGAGGAGGGUAGCUCCUAUGUGGAAGGGAAUCUUGCCCGGGCGUGCCAGAUCUUCUCCCACCGCCGAAGACGAACGCCCCUCGAUGUAGAGGUUAGUAGAGACGCGGAGGGGGCUAGACGAACCAAGGGAGCCUUGCCAAGAUAAACCUGUUUAUCCCACAAAUGACCAUGGAUCGAUGGACGUGGGAUAACAAAGGCGGGAACCCGUGAGGGUAGACCAGUUCGUCCCUGCGAGUCCUUGGGUACCGAACGUCCUCUUCGAAGCAAGAGACGUCGGUAAGGCUAAAAGGACCACGGACGAACGAAAAAAGGGGGAAUCUCGAUGUAGAUAAACCUGUUCCUCCUUGCGAUGUCGGCGGACACCGAACGUCUCCUCGAAGUAGGGACGCCGGUGGGACCAGGGACCAAGGACGAACGAAGACUAAAAGACUCCAAAAAAAAAAAAAAAAAAAAAAAAAAGAAAGAAAGAUGCCAGAAGAGCACGGAGCAAAGAAUGAUUUUAUCCCUCGGCGCUAUUGGCCGGGAAGUACAAACUGAAAAACAUAUGUAAAAGAAUAAUUACAAAACUUAAGUACGAAGAAUGAGGUGGCCGACGACGAUCGGCUAACAUCAGGUUUUCUUUUGUCUUAAACGACGAAUACCAGCUCCCCAGAUCAGGUAGGAGGAACAUCGCCCGGAUUUAUUUCAGGCUCACCAUUCCUUCCCGGAUGGAGUCCUGGCAGACGAUCGGCUUCUCACAGCCAAUCAGGAGAGAGACUUGACACAUCACCAGCACGGCCGAGGGCCGCGAGAGGCCGAGGGCCAUGAGAUGAUCAUCACUAUUUUUCUGUAUCACGAUCGGCCCCUCAGCGCCAUCGUGUUCAGAUUCACGGUUCGGCUCGCCCAUUCCCUCCAGGAUGGCGACGACCGUCUUAUGCGGCACGAUCGGCUUCUCAGCGCCAUCGUGUCUCUUUCACGUUCGGAUCGCCCCAUUCCCUCCAGGAUGGCGACGAACGUCUUAUGUGGUACGAUCGGCCCCUCAGCGCCAUCGUACCCAGCUCACGUUCAGCUCGUCCAUCCCCUCCAGGGUGGCGACGAACGUCUUAUGCAUCACGAUCGGCUUCUCAGCGCCAUCGUGUCUCUUUCACGUUCGGAUCGCCCCAUUCCCUCUAGGAUGGCGACGAACGUCCUAUGCAGUGCGAUCGGCCCCUCAGCGCCAUCGUACCCAGCUCACGUUCAGCUCGUCCAUCCCCUCCAGGGUGGCGACGAACGUCUUAUGCAUCACGAUCGGCUUCUCAGCGCCAUCGUGUCUCUUUCACAUUCGGCUCGCCCAUUCCCUUCGACGAUGGCGACGAACGUCCUAUGCAGUGCGAUCGGCCCCUCAGCGCCAUCGUACCCAGCUCACGUUCAGCUCGUCCAUCCCCUCCAGGGUGGCGACGAACGUCUUAUGCAUCACGAUCGGCUUCUCAGCGCCAUCGUGUCUCUUUCACAUUCGGCUCGCCCAUUCCCUUCGACGAUGGCGACGAACGUCCUAUGCAGUGCGAUCGGCCCCUCAGCGCCAUCGUACCCAGCUCACGUUCAGCUCGUCCAUCCCCUCCAGGGUGGCGACGAACGUCUUAUGCAUCACGAUCGGCUUCUCAGCGCCAUCGUGUCUCUUUCACGUUCGGAUCGCCCCAUUCCCUCUAGGAUGGCGACGAACGUCCUAUGCAGUGCGAUCGGCCCCUCAGCGCCAUCGUACCCAGCUCACGUUCAGCUCGUCCAUCCCCUCCAGGGUGGCGACGAACGUCUUAUGCAUCACGAUCGGCUUCUCAGCGCCAUCGUGUCUCUUUCACAUUCGGCUCGCCCAUUCCCUUCGACGAUGGCGACGAACGUCCUAUGCAGUGCGAUCGGCCCCUCAGCGCCAUCGUACCCAGCUCACGUUCAGCUCGUCCAUCCCCUCCAGGGUGGCGACGAACGUCUUAUGCAUCACGAUCGGCUUCUCAGCGCCAUCGUGUCUCUUUCACAUUCGGCUCGCCCAUUCCCUUCGACGAUGGCGACGAACGUCUUAUGUAGUGCGAUCGGCCCCUCGGCGCCAUCGUACUUGGCUUCACGGUUCGGCUCGCCCAUUCCCUCCAGGAUGGCGACGACCGUCUUAUGCAGCACGAUCGGCUUCUCAGCGCCAUCGUGCCUCCAUUCACGUUCGGCUCGCCCAUUCCCUUCGAGGAUGGCGACGAACGUCUUAUGUAGUGCGAUCGGCCCCUCGGCGCCAUCGUACUUGGCUUCACGGUUCGGCUCGCCCAUUCCCUCCAGGAUGGCGACGACCGUCUUAUGCGGCACGAUCGGCUUCUCAGCGCCAUCGUGUCUCUUUCACGUUCGGUCGCCCAUUCCCUCCAGGAUGGCGACGAACGUCCUAUGUAGUGCGAUCGGCCCCUCGACGCCAUCGUACUUGGCUUCACGGUUCGGCUCGCCCAUUCCCUCCAGGAUGGCGACGACCGUCUUAUGCAGCACGAUCGGCUUCUCAGCGCCAUCGUGCCUCCAUUCACGUUCGGCUCGCCCAUUCCCUUCGAGGAUGGCGACGAACGUCUUAUGUAGUGCGAUCGGCCCCUCGGCGCCAUCGUACUUGGCUUCACGGUUCGGCUCGCCCAUUCCCUCCAGGAUGGCGACGACCGUCUUAUGCAUCACGAUCGGCCCCUCAGCGCCAUCGUGUCUCCUUCACGUUCGGAUCGCCCAUUCCCUCCAGGAUGGCGACGAACGUCCUAUGUAGUGCGAUCGGCCCCUCGACGCCAUCGUACUUGGCUUCACGGUUCGGCUCGCCCAUUCCCUCCAGGAUGGCGACGACCGUCUUAUGCGGCACGAUCGGCUUCUCAGCGCCAUCGUGUCUCUUUCACGUUCGGUCGCCCCAUUCCCUCCAGGAUGGCGACGAACGUCUUAUGCAGUACGAUCGGCCCCUCAGCGCCAUCGUACUUGGCUUCACGGUUCGGCUCGCCCAUUCCCUCCAGGAUGGCGACGACCGUCUUAUGCAUCACGAUCGGCCCCUCAGCGCCAUCGUGUCUCCUUCACGUUCGGAUCGCCCAUUCCCUCCAGGAUGGCGACGAACGUCCUAUGUAGUGCGAUCGGCCCCUCGACGCCAUCGUACUUGGCUUCACGGUUCGGCUCGCCCAUUCCCUCCAGGAUGGCGACGACCGUCUUAUGCGGCACGAUCGGCUUCUCAGCGCCAUCGUGUCUCUUUCACGUUCGGAUCGCCCCAUUCCCUCCAGGAUGGCGACGAACGUCUUAUGCAGUACGAUCGGCCCCUCAGCGCCAUCGUACCCAGGUCACGGUUCGGCUCGCCCAUUCCCUUUAGGAUGGCGACGACCGUCUUAUGUGGUACGAUCGGCCCCUCAGCGCCAUCGUACCCAGCUCACAUUCAGCUCGUCCAUCCCCUCCAGGGUGGCGACGAACGUCUUAUGCAUCACGAUCGGCUUCUCAGCGCCAUCGUGUCUCUUUCACAUUAGGGUCGCCCAUCCCUUCCAGGAUGGCGACGAACGUCUCUUAUGCAGCACGAUCAGCGCCCCAGCGCCAUCGUGUCUGGCUCACGUUAGGGUCGCCCAUCCCUUUCAGGAUGGCGACGAACGUCUCUUAUGCAGCACGAUCAGCGCCCCAGCGCCAUCGUGUCUGGCUCACGUUAGGGUCGCCCAUCCCUUCCAGGAUGGCGACGAACGUCUCUUAUGCAGCACGAUCAGCGCCCCAGCGCCAUCGUGUCUGGCUCACGUUAGGGUCGCCCAUCCCUUUCAGGAUGGCGACGAACGUCUCUUAUGCAGCACGAUCAGCGCCCCAGCGCCAUCGUGUCUGGCUCACGUUAGGGUCGCCCAUCCCUUUCAGGAUGGCGACGAACGUCUCUUAUGCAGCACGAUCAGCGCCCCAGCGCCAUCGUGUCUGGCUCACGUUAGGGUCGCCCAUCCCUUCCAGGAUGGCGACGAACGUCUCUUAUGCAGCACGAUCAGCGCCCCAGCGCCAUCGUGUCUGGCUCACGUUAGGGUCGCCCCAUCCCUUUCAGGAUGGCGACGAACGUCUCUUAUGCAGCACGAUCAGCGCCCCAGCGCCAUCGUGUCUGGCUCACGUUAGGGUCGCCCAUCCCCUUCAGGAUGGCGACGAACGUCUCUUAUGCAGCACGUCUGCCCCUCGGCGCUGACAUGCCCGGUUUAUCGAUGAGAGUCACCGCUUUCUAUCACAUCUCACAUUCCUUCUCUCAUACAUUGCACUCAUACAUUACAUGUAUUCAUGCAUUCAUGCAUCAUACCUCAUACAUUCAUACAUACACACGUGCAUCAUGUUUUGACAGUACCGCGACGUCGGUUUGUAAAUGCAUGGACCUCUAAGCUUCUCCGAUUGGAAGCUCGAGUCAGGGUCCUCUACUCUCGCCUGAUGCAUUCAGGGGGAGCGUGCCCGUGGAGGAGCACCUUUCGCCCAACCCCGUCGGGAAGGGGGGUGCCUCACCGGCAGAUUACGUUCAGGAGUGCAAACAAUCACUCAUAUAUUAUGAUUAUGUGAAGACACAGUUUCCAGCAAGACAGAGGAAGAGCGCAGGCAGAGUAUAUUUUCUCGAGCAGAUUCGCGAGCUCACUACUCAAGAAACUGGGGGACUUGUGUUGGGAUAUAUUAUCCCGGCCUAUUACUGUUCAGGAGCCCAAGACUUUACGUAGUACGGAGCCCAAUCAGUAAGGCCCAUUUUAGCCUAUCAGGCCUGUUUCGGCCUUUGGGCCCAUUUUGGCCCAUUCGGCCCGUUAGGGUGGAGAGCCCCCUUUCCCCCUAUUCCCUAUAAAUAGGAGGUUUCCCUCCAUGUAAAAGGAUCCUUUUCUUCUUCCUCCUUCUCACUAGAAUAGCUUAGAACUCCAUUAAUGGGAGCUUCAAUACUUGUACUAUGUAAUGGUGAGGAGAGUCUAAUGAGAAUUGAGAGGGCUUGGACAUUAGCCUAAAAAGUCCCGUGGUUUUCUCCCUUUCGGGUUUCCACGUAAAAACUGAGCUUGUUCAUACACAUUUAUACAUAUAUUUACUAUAUCGUGUUGGAUUAAACUCAACAAAGGGAAAGGAGAACAAAUGAAAAAACGUCUCAAAAAGGAAAGAAGGACUAAUAAAAAAACGGGAAGAAUAUAUAAAAGUGUGUAUUUGAUAAAUUAACUAGGUAGUACUCCGUAUUGUAUUAGCAAGUCAACAAUUUUACGCUAUACAACAGUCAACAAGGGGAUCCUGGCACACCAAAGUGACCAAUCCAUACAACUACGUUGUUCUUCAC
Cuscuta epithymum is the source of this 8363-nucleotide messenger RNA. NCBI's taxonomy places the organism in Eukaryota, Viridiplantae, Streptophyta, Magnoliopsida, Solanales, Convolvulaceae. The record is from the annotation of a GenBank genome assembly.